Messenger RNA from Syzygium oleosum, 819 nucleotides. RefSeq lists its product as uncharacterized. Bases 1 to 819 code for a protein of 272 amino acids. The record is from RefSeq and is a predicted model, not a curated record. The transcript has 2 exons. Lineage: Eukaryota; Viridiplantae; Streptophyta; Magnoliopsida; Myrtales; Myrtaceae.
AUGGAAAUGCACCUCCAAGGGCAAGGUCUCGCUAAUGUAAUUACAAAAGACGGAACCUCAAAUGCAAAAGAUAAAGCAAAUGCACUGAUUUUUAUUCGUCAUCAUUUGCAUGAGAGCCUGCAGACUCAAUAUUUAUCCGUUCGAGACCCUCAGAGCCUGUGGAAGAGGUUGAAGGAUAGGUAUGAUCAUACCAAGACUGUUAUCCUCCCUCAAGCACAAUAUGACUGGCAAAAUCUCAGACUGCAAGAUUUUAAAUCAGUGUCUGACUAUAACUCCGCUUUAUUUGAUAUUGUUUCUCGGCUUGAGUUAUGCGGUAUCAAGCUCACUGAUGCGGAACUGUUAGAGAAAACUUUCCCCACCUUCCAUGCUUCGAAUAUUGUAUUGCAACAGCAAUACCGGCAGCGUCAAUUUGCCACAUACUCUGAAUUAAUUUCUAGGCUCCUCACUGCUGAGCAAACUAAUGAAUUGCUGCUCAAAAAUCAUGAUCUUAGACCCGCUUGGUCAAAAGCAUUGCCUGAAGCACAUCCUAACUCUGAGAAAAAUACUGGCCAUUUUAAGGGCUAUAAGCGCAGGCAAGAACAUAAUCCUCGAAGGGGUGGCAAGAAAUUUAACCGUCCUAGGAAAUCUAACUUUGGCCCGAAUCAUGACAAAGAAAAGAAGCAAAAGAGGGGCAAGGGUGGUGAAUCUCACGCCAUUGAAAUUAAUCCUACUGCCAUAACCAUUGUUGAGGCCAACAAUAUCUCUGUUGGUGGGACUCCUCUUGCUCCUGAAGUAGCAAAUGCAUCCCUGGAUGUCUCUGAUUUCUUUGAGGACCUCUGA